UAUAACCCGGUAUCUGUGCGGCCAUUGCUGAACUGAGGCUGCAGGACCUGGAGCCGCCUGCUUUGGGGAUAGCACGUCAGCUCUUCACCUGCUGCUUUGCCGGAAGACUGGAGACAGAAGGGGCAAGGAAGACAAACUAUGUCUCUGAGCAGUGCCUUCAGGGCUGUGGGCAAUGACCCUGGGAUCAUCACCUGGAGAAUUGAGAAAAUGGAGCUGGUGCUGGUGCCUCUGAGCGCUCAUGGCAACUUCUACGAAGGGGACUGUUACAUCAUUCUCUCGACCCGGAAGGUGGGCAGCCUCCUCUCCCAGGACAUUCACUUUUGGAUCGGGAAGGACUCCUCCCAGGACGAGCAGAGCUGUGCAGCCAUCUACACCACACAGCUGGACGACUACCUGGGAGGCGGCCCCGUGCAGCAUCGAGAGGUCCAGUAUCACGAGUCCGACACCUUCCGCGGCUACUUCAAGCAGGGCAUCAUUUAUAAAAAGGGGGGCGUGGCCUCUGGGAUGAAGCAUGUGGAGACCAAUGCCUAUGACGUGAAUCGACUGUUACACGUGAAGGGGAAGAGAAACAUCAGGGCCACUGAGGUGGACAUGAGCUGGGACAGUUUUAACCGGGGCGACGUCUUCUUGCUGGACCUUGGGAUGGUCAUCAUCCAGUGGAACGGCCCGGAGAGCAACAGUGGGGAGCGACUCAAGGCUAUGCUUCUGGCAAAGGACAUUCGGGACAGGGAGCGGGGAGGCCGCGCCGAAAUCGGAGUGAUUGAGGGAGACAAAGAGGCAGCCAGCCCGGAGCUGAUGACAGUCCUUCAGGACGCCCUUGGCCGACGCUCCAUCAUCAAGCCUGCAGUUCCUGAUGAGGUCAUGGAUCAGCAGCAGAAAUCAAACAUCAUGUUGUAUCAGGUCUCGGAUGCAGCUGGGCAGCUGGCGAUCACAGAGGUGGCAACAAGGCCUCUGGUCCAGGACCUACUGAACCAUGAUGACUGCUACAUCCUGGACCAAAGUGGAGCCAAGAUCUACGUGUGGAAAGGCAAAGGAGCCACAAAGGUGGAGAAACAGGCAGCCAUGUCCAAAGCCCUGGACUUCAUCAAGAUGAAGGGUUACCCCAGCAGCACCAACGUGGAGACCGUCAACGAUGGUGCCGAGUCAGCCAUGUUCAAACAGUUGUUCCAGAAAUGGUCAGUGAAGGACCAGACCACAGGCUUGGGGAAAAUAUUCAGCAUUGGUAAAAUUGCUAAAAUUUUCCAGGACAAGUUUGAUGUGACUCUCCUACACACCAAGCCCGAAGUGGCUGCCCAGGAGAGGAUGGUGGAUGACGGCAGUGGGAAAAUUGAGGUCUGGAGGAUUGAGAACCUGGAGCUGGUCCCCGUGGAACAGCAGUGGUAUGGCUUCUUCUAUGGGGGAGACUGCUAUCUGGUUUUCUACACGUAUGAGGUGAACGGGAAGCCCCAUUACAUCUUGUACAUCUGGCAGGGCCGCCAUGCCUCACAGGAUGAGCUGGCAGCCUCGGCUUACCAGGCGGUGGAGGUGGAUCGGCAGUUUGAUGGGGCCCCAGUGCAGGUUCGGGUGAGCAUGGGGAAGGAGCCACGCCACUUCAUGGCCAUCUUCAAAGGAAGGCUGGUUAUCUAUGAGGGCGGGACUUCCAGGAAGGGAAAUGCAGAGCCUGACCCUCCGGUAAGACUCUUCCAGAUCCAAGGAAAUGACAAAUCCAAUACCAAAGCAGUGGAAGUCUCGGCCUUUGCUUCCUCGCUCAACUCCAACGAUGUCUUUCUGCUGCGAACUCAGACAGAACACUACCUGUGGUAUGGCAAGGGGUCUAGUGGGGACGAGCGGGCAAUGGCCAAGGACCUGGUCGAGCUUCUCUGUGACGGCAACGCAGACGCUGUGGCUGAGGGCCAGGAGCCGCCUGAGUUCUGGGACCUUCUGGGAGGAAAAACAUCCUAUGCUAAUGACAAGAGGUGCGUGAACACAUCAGCCCUAUAUCCGGGGCUCCUCUAGCCUCUAGGCUCGU
Onychomys torridus (southern grasshopper mouse) is the source of this 2008-nucleotide messenger RNA. RefSeq names its product advillin (gene Avil). Gene Ontology annotation, biological process: actin polymerization or depolymerization; barbed-end actin filament capping; actin filament severing. The transcript is spliced from 15 exons. The coding region runs from base 139 to 1995 and encodes 618 amino acids. The record is from RefSeq and is a predicted model, not a curated record. Gene Ontology annotation, molecular function: actin filament binding; phosphatidylinositol-4,5-bisphosphate binding. Gene Ontology annotation, cellular component: cytoplasm; actin cytoskeleton. Lineage: Eukaryota; Metazoa; Chordata; Mammalia; Rodentia; Cricetidae.